CUUUCCGACAUCUACAUCUGUGAUUUAUAUAUAUUUCGUUUUUUUUAAUAAUGCAGUGUAGACUAUGUUUAAAAAACAGUAAAACAUUACACGACAUAAUUAAUUCGGAGUUUAAAUGUGAGGAAUUAACGUUACCCGAAUGUCUCUACUGGAUUUUUGGCGUAGAAGUAGACGUAAAUGAUCCUUAUUCAAAAUUUAUAUGUGACCGGUGCGAAAAUGUUGUACAGUAUGUUGGUUCUUAUAGAACAUUAUAUCGUAGGAAUCAGUUGAUCUUAGAGGGAAAAUUGGAUAACCAAAAUGAAUAUGAUAAAUGGAUGGACAAAAUGCAUUUAAAAAUCAUUGAGGAAAAUAAGCGAUUAAGGGAAUAUACUUCUGACGAAUCCGAGCUCAGUCCAGUUGCAAAGAGGAGAAGGCUUGAACUGAUAAAAUACUAUUAUAAGGUUCCCACCACUGCUAUAAGGGAAUUGAUGGGGUAUGAAAGCUUAAAAGACACAAAAAAUGAAGAUGGAUCGUUAAUUCAAGUAAACGAAACAGUUAAUGUUGAAGUAUGUAAUUACUGUAGUGAAAUAUUCACAACAAAACGACUUCUCAAUUGUCACUACAAAACCAAGCAUAAAUCAGUAGAGAAGGUGUUAAGAUUUAAACGUCUGAAAAAGAAACGUAAAAAUCUUUUCACAAAGAACCGACAGAAGGGGAAAACCAUAUUCCAUAAAACUGACACUUUUUCCAAAAAAAUGAUAAACAGAUACCCCUCACUCAGCAAACUGUUUAAAAAGGAUAAUCUUAGAAAGAACCUUUUAUUUGAUGUUAAGAACUUUCCAAAUUUAAAUUUUGUGAAACAACAAGACACAUGUGCUAAGAACAACUCUACGUUAGAAAUGGUCCAUAAAACAAAUGAUACUGAUUUCAUUAACCAGUCUAGUAGUAAUGAUUGUGAGGACAAUGAAAAAUGUGAAUAUAUAGAUAUUGAAAAUAUUAAUAACGAUAGUGGUGAUGAUGAUUUUACUGAACCUAAAACCAGAGAAGAAAUAAUAACUGUUAAAAUAGCUGAUAAAAACCUUUUUGUAAGUAAAGAAAACAGGGAAUAUAUAAAUCAGUUCAAAUGGCUAAACCUCAAGGAGUUCUAUAUUUCCUUGGAGAGAUGUUCAGUACCAAGAGAAUUUCAUGAAAACAAUCAGGCUAUCAAACAAAACAUACAGAACUCAAAUACUGACCAAGUAUUAAACACAAGCAAUGAUAAAAUUACAAAAAUUAAACAAAUUAAGGAAUGUGUAUCAUCAACAUCAGUCAAAUUGAGGGAGAAUAAAAUAGCAAAUGAAAAAAUAAUAAAAAAAACAAAUGUUUUAAAAAACAAAAUUACGCCAGAGAGCAAUGAUGGAAACGCAUUUGCUUAUGUAAGUGCUGAGAGCUUUUUCAACCUUGGAACUGAUUCUAUUGAAAGUAAUGAAUAUGUGGAUAUGAUGAACAGUGAUAAUGAAACUGUACUACAAACAUUAGACAAUUCUAGAAGAAAGAUAGGAUCUGAUUUAAUGAAUCAUAGUUUUAGUGGUGACCGUCUUUCGAGUAAAGAAAAUAUGCCAAAAAGCAUAAAAGAUCAAUAUCAAUCACUAAAUCUAAAAGAUUUAUAUAUAUCCAUUCUAAGGUGUGAUAUACCUGUAGAAUUUAAACCGGGUGUGAUUUUAGAAACCAGUCAUAUUGCUAAUAAACUUACAAAAAUGACGCACUGGAAUGUAGAUAUUUUAGAAACAUUAUUAAAAGUACAACGAAUUAAAUCAAUUCAUGUACCAAAUACGAAUAUUGAAAUCGAUUUUACUAACCGAAUGAAAAAUGAGAAUGAAACAACAGUACCAGCCUCACAGCAAAAUGUUACUUCAACUAAACUUAGUGAUAAACAAUCAGGAAACAGUACAAAUGAUGAAAUUCGAACUGUCAAAUUAAAUGAUAAUUGCAUUUUAGAGGAUCUUCAAUAUAAACAAUUAAACUUGAAAGAUUUUUAUAUUACUGUGAAGAGGUGCCCAGUUCCUGAAAAUUUUUAUUGGAACAGAAAGAUCCUGAAACAGAAACAGAAUAACUUACAAAUGAAGGUAAUAACCAAAGUUAAUAACAAUAAAAUGUUUGAUAAUAUUACUGAAAUAAGUAAGAAUUCUCAACCACCACAAAAGUGGAAAACAAAUUUAUUUGAUACUUUAUUUAAAGUAAAAGAGAUUAGUAAACAGUUCAAUGUGAAACAUAUGAAAUACAAUGAUGAAGAACCAGAACGUGAAGUAGGUAAUUUGCUGAACAAUAAACAAAAUCUUCUAUUAAAUCAAUCAGAAAGUAUGGUUAAAAAUAAGGGACCAGUGAAGAAAAGUUGUGAAAAAUCACUUAAUAAAGAGGUUUCCCAUGGUCAUAUCAACAAAGUGAAAUCAGUUGCUUCUGUAAAUAAGAGAAAGAGGCAAAGGAAAAAUAGAGCAAUAUGUGGUAUUAAUUGUAUAACAAACUUGGACAAAGCUGAUAGUGUGCCAAAUAUGCAAGAACUAACAGUUGUUAUUCCAAAAAUUGACACAAUUUUAAGAAGAAAAGAUUACAAUAUUGUUGACGAAAUAUUUAAACUAGCAACUACAAGUAAUGAAAAUGAAAAAUUAGAAAAUAUUCUGCAAGAAACAUCCCCCAUUGAAUCAAAAAAUGUUUUCCUGACGGUUUCAGAUUGUAUGCCUCAACUUGAAAAAGAAACAGAGUGUGGAAAAGGUUCACUACGAAAUAUUGCGGAUGAACCGCCUAAACUUGAAUUACAAAUACAGAAAUCUCCAUUAAUAAAAACAAUAAAUGUUCUAGGGAAAGUGUCAAAAAAAUCAACACGUUCCAGAAAAUGUAAAGAUUCUAAAUUUAUAGGAAACAAAAAAAGGAAAGCAAAAAUUAAAGCUAAAUCCCAUAAUAUCAAGAUAAUGAAGAAUAUUGUGGAUACAGAAGAAAAAUCAAUAAGUCUAAAAUCAAAACCGCGCACACUUCAAAAGAAGGUGCAAGAAAACAAAACGAUGACUGAUGAAAUGGGACAGAUUGCUGCCGAGGUGAAGCAACUAAUUAAUUCAUUAAAUUCAAUAGAUAUAAAAGAUGGCAGUGACAACGAUUGGAUCAACAAGGAAUUUAAUUUAUUUGAAGAAAUACCUAUUAACAGUUGGAAAGAAAGAAUCUUCAAGGAUAAUAUAUUAAGUGACCAAAAUCUUGACCAUGAAUUGUUAAUAAGGGAAGAGCCUCUUCUAAAUGAACCAAACUCUUUGAUUACAGAAAAAAUUAAUACUGGGGUGUAUGACGAAGACAGUAACAUAAUAAAACAGAAAAAUUUAGAUCAACAACAAAAGGAUGGCAAAAAUUCAAAGCCUUCUGAAAAAUAUAUAGGUAAUGCAUACCUAAUAACUAAAGACAUACAAAGUAUUUCUGCAAAUAAUAAUAAAAUAAAAGAGAAUGCACCACAUAACAUAUUAGAUAAAGAAAAGAAGGGUGACAAAAAGUCUAAACUUUCUGAAGAAGUUAUAGAGAAAGAUGCCUGCCUAAUAGCUAAAGUAGAAGGUCUUUCCGAAGAUGAUAAAAUAAAAGUCAAAAGUGCUCCACACAAUCUAAAUAAAGAAGAGAACAAUGACAAACAUUCUAAGCCUUGUGAAGAAGGUAUAGGGAAUGCUGCCUGCUUAACAUCUAAAGAUGUAGAAGGCAUUUCUGAAAGUGAUGAAAAUAGCAGAAAAGAGCAAAUGGUUUCACGUCAUACAGAGAAAGAAGGGAAGGAUAGCAACAAUUCUAAGCUUUCUGACAAAGAUAUCUUAGAUAAUGAUUCAUACCUAAUAGACAAAGACGUAGAUGGUAUUCCUGAUGAUAGUAAUGAUACUCUGGAUGCUAAUAAUAUUGAUCAAAAAAGAGUAUUGAAGAUCCGGAAGGGUGGGAUAUCAAAAAUUUUAUUCAAAUUAAAUCAUCUUAAGGAAGAUGAUACAAGAUCAAACUCUUUGAUUAUAGAAGAAUCUAAUACUGGGGUGAAUGAUGAAGACAGUAACAUAACAGGACAAAAAAAAUUAGACGAACAACAAAAGGAUGGCAAAACUUCAAAGUCUUCUGAAAAAUGUAUAGAUGGUAUUCCUGAUGAUAGUAAUUGUACUUUGAAUGCUAAUAAUAUUGAUGAAAAGAGAGUAAUGAAGACCUGGAAGAACGGGAUAUCAAACCUUUUAUUCAAAUUAAAUCGGCUUAAGGCAGAUGAUACAAGAAAGGAAAACCCUGAAAAUCAUUUAAAAGAAAAACAUACACAAGAAGUAUCUUCAGUCAGUUAUACUAAUGAGGUUGCUAAGAAUAUCAUAGAAAUGCAUGAAAAUAAUACGGAGGGAUUGGAAACAACUUCUUGGCGGAAUGUUACAGAGCAGUCAACUUCUUCAAAUACUAGUGACAGUGGCACAACUAAUUCAUGUAUUGAAUCAACUAAAGUCUCAGAUUUGACUCUGUCAUCUUAUGCAGAAAACAAUAUAGGCGAGAUCUCCGUCGACGAUUCUAAAAAUGAAAAAGAGGGCGACAAAAAUACUCAGGACAUUCAAAGUAUCAUCAAGUCUCGAUGGUCUAACAUAACCAAGGGCAAAACUAAUAUUGUAAGUGAAACAUCGAGUCCAAGUUCGUCCAGCGUUGAUUUGCAAAAUUUUGCACACAGUAUUGUGAAAGAAACUUUAGAAAAGAGGUAUUUUUAAUUCUUGUUUGAAAAGUAUGAGUGCAAAUGUGACUUUAAAACUAGAAUAGUGCUUGUUUUUUAAACAAAAUGAGUGAUUCAGUGCUACAUGUAGACCGAAAAGGAGACCUAAAAAGUGCUAUAUAAAGAACAAAUUUUCAAAGUUGGGCACAGGAUUACUCCAUAUUUAAUAAUUUGUAAGGAUUUACGUACAAUUAAU
Anoplophora glabripennis (Asian longhorned beetle) is the source of this 4892-nucleotide messenger RNA. RefSeq lists its product as uncharacterized. The transcript is spliced from 3 exons. The coding region runs from base 51 to 4694 and encodes 1547 amino acids. Lineage: Eukaryota; Metazoa; Arthropoda; Insecta; Coleoptera; Cerambycidae. Gene Ontology annotation, molecular function: zinc ion binding. Gene Ontology annotation, cellular component: nucleus. The record is from RefSeq and is a predicted model, not a curated record.